AUGGCAGUUUCCACCGUCCGGGCCAUGAUGGCCCUGCGUUCCAGUGCUGGUCGGCCUAUUGCUUUUAUCAGAAAAAUUCCUUGGACUGCGGCGUCGAGUGAGCUGAGAGAACAUUUUGCUCAGUUUGGCCAUAUAAAAAAGUGUACUGUACCUUUUGACAAAGAGACUGGCUUUCACAAAGGCUUCGGUUGGGUUCACUUUUCUUCACAGGAAGAACUUCAGAAUGCACUACAACACGAAAAUCAUAUUAUUGAUGGGGUAAAGAUCCAUGUUCAAGCUCAGAAAACAAAGGUUUCUGAUGAAGAGGAAGAUUUAUGAUAUGAUUCAUGUACUUCCCAUUAAAUAAACAUAACAGACUUUU
Psammomys obesus (fat sand rat) is the source of this 361-nucleotide messenger RNA. It is a transcript of the gene Slirp, whose product is annotated as SRA stem-loop interacting RNA binding protein. The transcript has 4 exons. Gene Ontology annotation, molecular function: RNA binding. NCBI's taxonomy places the organism in Eukaryota, Metazoa, Chordata, Mammalia, Rodentia, Muridae. The record is from RefSeq and is a predicted model, not a curated record. The coding region runs from base 1 to 318 and encodes 105 amino acids.